AUGUCCGUUAAACAUGUAACCAGUAAAUCUGAAUUAGAUAAAAUUUUCUCUGCUUCUAAAGGAUCAUUAAUUGUUCUUGAUUUUUAUGCUUCAUGGUGUGGUCCAUGUCACUUAGUUGCUCCUCAGUUUUCUAAAAUGGCAAAGAAAUAUACUGAUGUAGUUUUUAUUAAAAUUGAUGUUGAUGAAGCUGAGGAUCUUGCAGAAUUGUAUGAUGUAAAAGUAAUGCCAACUUUUCAUUUUAUUAAAGAUGAUGUCACUAUCACUGUUCUUGAAGGAAAUUGUGUUGAAGAAAUUAAAAAAAAUAUUGAGAUGCACAAAUAA
Strongyloides ratti is the source of this 321-nucleotide messenger RNA. Its product is annotated as Thioredoxin family and Thioredoxin-like fold domain and Thioredoxin domain-containing protein. Gene Ontology annotation, molecular function: protein-disulfide reductase activity. The transcript is spliced from 3 exons. NCBI's taxonomy places the organism in Eukaryota, Metazoa, Nematoda, Chromadorea, Rhabditida, Strongyloididae. The coding region runs from base 1 to 321 and encodes 106 amino acids. The record is from RefSeq and is a predicted model, not a curated record.